AUGGGAAUGCUGAGCGAAGCAGCACUGUGUGAAGGGCGGAGCACAACAUUCAGAGGUGUUUGCUUUAGCAGUAACAAUUGUGGAACUGUUUGUGAGACUGAAGGUUUCGUUAGUGGACGUUGCAAAUUCUUUAAAUGCGUUUGCAGCAAGGAUUGUAAUAGCGGAGGUGGCGGAAGCGGCGGUGGAGGAGGCAGCACUCCCGGUGGCAAAGGCCCUCCUGGUGGUGAGGGACCACCAAAAGGUUCUCCGGGUGGCAACAAGGGGCCUCCAGGUGGUGAUGAGGGACCCGUUGCUGGAGGUGGACCUCCUGGUGGUGAUAAGAGACCACCGGAAGGUCCUCCUAGUGGCGGCGAGGGACCUCCAGGUGGUGAUGAGGGACCACCAGAAAGUCCUUCGGAUGGCGCAGAGGGACCUUCUAGUGGUGAUGAGGGACCACCAGAAGAUUCUUCAGAUGGGGACGAGGGACCUCCCGGGGAAGGCCCGUCUCCGGCUGAAGACUAA
Molecule: messenger RNA, 501 nt
Organism: Salvia hispanica
Lineage: Eukaryota; Viridiplantae; Streptophyta; Magnoliopsida; Lamiales; Lamiaceae
Biological process (GO): defense response
Source: RefSeq, a predicted model, not a curated record